AACAGCAAUUACAAAACCAUGCAUCGCAGGCACACAACCCUUCGGGAGAAGGGCCGGAGGCAGGCCAUCCGGGGCCCAGCCUACAUGUUCAAUGAGAAAGGCACCAGCCUGACUGCAGAAGAGGAACGCUUUCUUGAUUCUGCAGAAUAUGGCAACAUUCCUGUCGUGCGAAAAAUGCUGGAGGAAUCCAAAACCUUGAACUUCAAUUGCGUUGAUUAUAUGGGACAAAAUGCCCUUCAGUUAGCUGUAGGGAAUGAGCAUCUGGAAGUGACAGAGCUCCUCCUCAAAAAGGAGAAUCUUGCUCGGGUUGGAGAUGCGCUUUUGUUAGCCAUCAGUAAAGGAUACGUGCGCAUCGUAGAAGCAAUAUUGAACCACCCAGCCUUUGCACAAGGACAGCGUCUCACACUCAGCCCCCUUGAGCAGGAACUGAGAGAUGAUGAUUUUUAUGCUUACGAUGAAGAUGGAACUCGGUUCUCCCAUGACAUUACCCCUAUCAUACUUGCUGCCCACUGCCAGGAGUAUGAAAUAGUUCACAUCUUGCUUCUAAAAGGCGCACGGAUUGAAAGGCCACAUGACUAUUUUUGCAAGUGCAAUGAAUGUAUUGAGAAGCAGAGGAAAGAUUCCUUUAGUCACUCUCGAUCGAGAAUGAAUGCCUACAAAGGAUUAGCCAGUGCUGCUUAUUUGUCUCUUUCCAGUGAAGACCCUGUCCUUACUGCUUUAGAGCUAAGCAAUGAACUGGCCAGACUAGCCAACAUUGAAACUGAAUUUAAGAAUGACUAUAGGAAGCUAUCUAUGCAAUGCAAGGACUUCGUUGUGGGGGUGCUGGACCUGUGCAGAGACACUGAAGAAGUAGAGGCCAUUCUGAAUGGAGACGUGAACAUACAUUUGUACCCUGAGCAUCAUCGGCCAAGUCUAAGCAGGAUUAAACUUGCUAUUAAAUACGAGGUCAAAAAGUUUGUUGCUCAUCCCAACUGCCAGCAGCAAUUGCUCACCAUGUGGUAUGAAAACCUCUCAGGCUUACGGCAACAAUCUAUAGCUGUGAAGUUCUUGGCCGUCUUUGGGGUCUCCAUUGGCCUGCCCUUCCUUGCCAUAGCCUACUGGAUUGCUCCCUGCAGCAAGCUGGGACGGACCCUCCGAAGUCCUUUCAUGAAGUUUGUGGCACAUGCAGUUUCUUUCACAAUCUUCCUUGGACUGUUAGUAGUGAAUGCAUCAGAUCGGUUUGAAGGAGUGAAAAAUCUCCCAAACGAGACCAUCACGGAUCAUCCGAAACAAAUAUUUAGAGUCAAAACAACUCAAUUCUCAUGGACAGAAUUGCUGAUCAUGAAGUGGGUAUUGGGCAUGAUAUGGUCAGAGUGCAAGGAGAUCUGGGAAGAGGGUCCACGUGAAUACGUGGUGCAUCUCUGGAACCUGCUGGACUUCGGGAUGCUGUCCAUCUUCGUGGCAUCGUUCACUGCCAGGUUCAUGGCUUUUCUCAAAGCAACUGAAGCACAACAGUACGUAGAUCAGUACGUUCAAGAUGAUGACCUCAAUAAUGUCACCCUUCCCCCUGAAGUUGCUUAUUUUACUUAUGCCAGGAACAAGUGGCUUCCCUCGGAUCCUCAGAUCAUUUCAGAAGGACUGUAUGCAAUAGCUGUGGUACUCAGCUUCUCCCGCAUUGCUUACAUUCUUCCAGCCAACGAAAGCUUCGGCCCCCUGCAGAUCUCUCUGGGGAGGACUGUGAAGGAUAUCUUCAAGUUCAUGGUCAUCUUCAUCAUGGUGUUCCUGGCCUUUAUGAUUGGAAUGUUCAAUCUUUACUCCUACUACCUUGGUGCAAAAUACAACCCUGCAUUUACAACGGUAGAAGAAAGUUUUAAAACCUUAUUCUGGUCAAUAUUUGGCUUAUCUGAAGUGAUAUCUGUGGUGCUGAAGUACGACCAUAAAUUCAUUGAGAAUAUUGGAUACGUACUCUAUGGAGUAUAUAACGUGACUAUGGUGGUGGUGCUGCUUAAUAUGCUAAUAGCCAUGAUCAACAACUCCUAUCAGGAAAUUGAGGAGGAUGCGGAUGUGGAGUGGAAGUUUGCACGUGCCAAGCUUUGGCUAUCCUACUUUGAUGAAGGAAGGACUUUACCUGCUCCUUUUAAUCUAGUGCCAAGCCCUAAAUCAUUUUAUUAUCUCAUACUGAGAAUAAAAAUGUGCCUCAUAAAACUCUGCAAAUCUAAGGCCAAAAACUGUGAAAAUGAUCUUGAGAUGGGGAUGCUGAAUUCCAAACAACGGAAAGUUCGUUUUCACUCUAGCUCUCAAAAUACAGACUAUUUUUCUGGGAAGAACGCUUAUAACAAGCCCACAAGAUAUCAGAAAAUAAUGAAGCGCCUGAUUAAGCGGUACGUCCUGAAGGCUCAGGUUGACCGAGAAAAUGAUGAAGUCAAUGAAGGAGAACUUAAAGAGAUUAAGCAAGAUAUUUCUAGUCUCCGCUAUGAACUCUUAGAGGAAAAGUCACAAGCUACUGAUGAGCUGGCAAGACUAAUACAGCAGCUGAGUGACAAAUUUGGGAAGACCUUAAACAAAGACAUCUGA
This is a messenger RNA of Nestor notabilis (Kea), 2553 nucleotides long. RefSeq names its product transient receptor potential cation channel, subfamily C, member 7 (gene TRPC7). Gene Ontology annotation, biological process: calcium ion transmembrane transport; regulation of cytosolic calcium ion concentration; manganese ion transport. The transcript is spliced from 11 exons. Gene Ontology annotation, molecular function: inositol 1,4,5 trisphosphate binding; store-operated calcium channel activity; protein binding. Gene Ontology annotation, cellular component: cation channel complex; membrane. The coding region runs from base 19 to 2553 and encodes 844 amino acids. Lineage: Eukaryota; Metazoa; Chordata; Aves; Psittaciformes; Psittacidae. The record is from RefSeq and is a predicted model, not a curated record.